Molecule: messenger RNA, 2304 nt
Organism: Ficedula albicollis (Collared flycatcher)
Lineage: Eukaryota; Metazoa; Chordata; Aves; Passeriformes; Muscicapidae
Gene: BLCAP
Product: bladder cancer associated protein
Exons: 2
Coding region: 730-993 (87 amino acids)
Source: RefSeq, a predicted model, not a curated record
UUGUAGCAUGCUGCCAUCUCUGCCUAGGAAAGCCCUUAAAGCUCAGUUUCCAGAGGGUUUUAUAAUAAUCCAAGUGAGGAAAUCCUGUGUUUACAGCACUUAUGGAAAUUGCCAUUUUGAGCCUGUCCCCCUCUUUGUUGUAUUCACAUACUUUGUCUUAUCUGACUUUAGCUGUUGGCAAGGAUUAUAAAUCCUUAAGCAGGGACUGUCCUUCCCUUUGUUUUACAGCCUGGGCACUGCUAGAGCUUUCCUGGGUAGCUUGAUGUGUAAAUGGUCUGCUGCUGUCCUGCUGGAAGACUUUGUUGUUUGUGUGCAAAACAAUUCCUUGCACUAAUGCUUCCUUAAUAUUUCUCUGUAGCACCAAAUAAUGAUUACCCUUCAACUGCAUUUCUUUGUAUCAUCACUCAAGCCUUUGGACUGUCUUGGAUCAAUGUAUGUGGGGAAGGCUGUGGCAGCUUGUUUCCCAUUUCCACCUCUCCCUUUCUGUUAUUGCACUAUACUGAAAGGGUCUCACUUGUUAGCCUGGAUAAAGGCCUGAGGAGCAGAGCACACAGGAUACACUUCUAUACCAGCAUUAGCUGAUCCUGUCCCCAGCUGAGUGGUUCAGAAAGCAGGAAGCUUUCCACCAGCUCCAAGACACACCAGAAUUUAGUACUAGCAGCCUGCCCUCCAGAGGAGUUGCUGGAACACAUCUGACUGCUAUUGCCAGCGAGGCCCCAGCCAGCCACCAUGUACUGCCUUCAGUGGUUGCUACCUGUCCUGCUCAUACCCAAGCCCCUCAACCCAGCCUUGUGGUUCAGUCACUCAAUGUUCAUGGGAUUCUACCUGCUCAGUUUUCUCCUGGAACGGAAACCUUGCACAAUUUGUGCCUUGGUCUUCCUAGCAGCUCUAUUCCUCAUCUGCUACAGCUGCUGGGGGAACUGCUUCUUGUAUCACUGCACAGGAUCCCAGUUGCCAGAAUCAGCUCAUGAUCCCAACAUAGUGGGCACCUAGAAAAUCAUAAUCUUCCAAUCUGCUGAGGGCUCUUGUUUUGCUUUUAAAAAGGGGGUACGGCUGGGGAGGAGGGGGGUGUUGGGUAUGGGACUGGAGUAAGGACAACCUGUUUCCUGUAACUGUGUGUGGACUAGACUGACAAAUUCUUCCCACUCUGCCUGUGAAAUUCGACUCGUUUACUGUGUGAACUCUGGCAGCACCACCUGCUUUUUUAUAAGCAGAAGUCUUUUUCUCUCCCGUAUCACCGGGAACAGACACCAGCCCUCUCAACUGAGAACUGCUGGGAGCCUGAGCUGCUGGCCCUGCCCAGCUGGGAGUGCUGAAGUUGUGUGUCACUUGUCUGCAUUAGGCCAUGGUGGUCUAACUCAGGGCUCUUGGCCCACUGAUCCUGCUAGAAUAGCUACAAGAUUCUCUCAGUCUCUCUUUGUGGGGAGCCAGCCUUCCCACCUUGCUGAUCAAGGGCAAGUACAACAGCUCACAAAUGGACUUGGCCAAAAGCUGCUGGAGCCGGAGGCAUGUGAGUCAUCUCCUCCUGCCCGGACUGCCAAAGCGAUGUGUGCACUGCUGAAGUGCUUUCUGAACUCUCUGCUCCAAGAUCCCAGCCUGAAAGCCUCAGUUAUGCUGCUGCUUUUAUAAAGCCUGACAGGCAGUAGAGACUGGCUCUUCCCUCCUCCUCCAUGUCCAGGGUUUACCGAGGUAUUGACUGUUGGGAGAAAGAACCAGCAUGCUGCAAGACAUGGGGUUUUGGAAGCCACUGUGAAUUUCACCCUACAAAACUCAUGCUAGCCCAAAAGGCUGGAUGUGGGCAGGGCAGGAGAGGAUCCAUGACGUGGAGGCAUGGCUUGGAGCAGUAAAUGCUUCGUCUGUUUCAGAGAUAGUAGUUUUGGGCCAGAGGUGACAGAAGGUGCUGGUGCUACUGACUAGAGAAGGCUGGAAAAAUGCCUGGUGUCUGCAGCUUUCCUGGCAGAAGGAUAUCAAGAAUCCAGGGUGGUGGUGGGUCAGGCCUACAGCCUGGGGCAGAGGUUGGUUUGUGAGAAGUCUUAGAGGUUGACACAAAACACUUACCUCUGAACUUGGAAGGUUUCCCUCUUCUUUGCCAUCUGUUUGUCUUUCCUUCUGUCUUCUGGUGGAGAGCAGCAGAAGUGGCUGUUGCUGUCCUGAGGCAGUUCGAGCUAUGAGGUUGUGAAACUUCCAGAGUAUUGUUUGUUCAUUGCACAGCUGUUCAAAAUGUUUAAUAAAGCUUUAUAAACUUUGGUCUAUGGCCUCCUGCCAGCAUGAUGCAUUGGCUGUUCAUUGUGGAUGCCUUAGCCC